Aedes aegypti (yellow fever mosquito) is the source of this 850-nucleotide messenger RNA. RefSeq lists its product as uncharacterized. The transcript has 5 exons. The coding region runs from base 116 to 601 and encodes 161 amino acids. The record is from RefSeq and is a predicted model, not a curated record. NCBI's taxonomy places the organism in Eukaryota, Metazoa, Arthropoda, Insecta, Diptera, Culicidae.
GCGCAGGACGACCUCAUUCUGUGGUGUGACGGAGAAACAGAACCGAUACAGAAGUGCUGAAGUCUAGUGUUUGGGUCAAACUCAAACGGAUAAUCCAUUUCCAUCAGGAGGGAACAUGGAAAUAGGCCGGAAAUACCUCUGGCUAGGCGGACUGCUCCAGCUGGUGGUAUUGCUGUCGAGCUAUCAGCAGUCGGCGCUGGCUAGUCCGGAUGGGAUCAACUUCUACAAAGACUGGAUUCGAAACAAGAACGAAGACGAGGAUUAUGCAGCCAUGUUGAGUGAAGAGGAGUUAAGUGAACCAAAAUUGUUCUUCUACCGAACUCCUGUAUCGCCAUUAAUCGAUUAUAAUCUCCACUACUCAUUUGAUAAGCGCACCUUUAACAAGUACAAAAACAUGAUGAUAAACAAAGAUGCCCCCGAAGUGCUGCUGACGGAAGAUCGUGAAGAACCCAGCAAAGCAAUGUCACGUUUUUCCUUCCCACGAAUAACACCGAAGCGAAGUCCAGGAGCGAUCCUAAGUUGGGCAAUUCCAGCGGCCAAUAGGGUGCGAGUCAUCCCCAACAGUUACCGACCGCCGGCAAUCAACCGACCAGCAGCCUAAGUUGAUCUCUCCAGCGUUCGUGAGUCCUACACACAAUCCCAACGGUUUGGAUAUGGCCACCUACACCACCACCAUAACAGUGAAUGAUCCUCACAAGCGCAACUUGUAAAUUGGAAACCCUUCCAAGUGUUAUCACCGUAGCUUGCCGCGUUCUGUCGCUUCAUCUUUGUCUAUUGUAAAGGGGCCUCUUCAAAACCAAGAAUGAUGCCCAAAGAGGACACCCAAGCAACACAACAUCAAUAUGGAUUU